GGUGCGUCGGGUGCGCACACGUCACCACUCCGCGGCGCACUAUAGCACAAUUCUCAAACCGGCCACCUUCCUCUCCUAACUUUUCUAACCUGCGCCUCUCCUCUUCCUCUCCUCCGCCUCUUUUAUUAUCCUUUACCCACCGCUCUUUCCACAAUCCCUAAUUUCUUCUUCGCCGCCGCCAUGUCAACCCCCGAUGAUGGAUCUCCCGUCGCCAUGGCCAUCGAUCCUUCCACCGCCGUUACCGUCGCCACCACCACGACUAGGAGAGUUCCGCCUCCGUGCUGGACCGACGACGAGACCGCUGCGCUUGUCAAUGCCUACAAAGACAAGUGGUUCGCCCUCCGCCGUGGAAACCUCCGUGCGGCCGAUUGGGACGACGUCGCCGCCGCUGUUUCGUUGUUGCCUACCCUUGGAGGUCCGCCGAAGUCAGCCAUCCAAUGCCGACACAAGAUCGAGAAGCUCCGGAAACGGUACCGCGGCGAGAAACAACGGUCUCUUAGCCGACCAGGCAAGUUCUCUUCCUCUUGGGAUCUUUUCCCUGUAUUGGAUGCUAUGGGGUUCGCGCCGGUGACUCCGGCGGCCGUCGAACCUUACGAUCGGGAUGUGGAUCACGACGAUGAGAGUAACGGUUUGGAUGGAUUUAGGGUUAGAUCGAAGAGGUCUGGGAAAUUUAGCGGUUAUUCUGAUUCACCUCGAGAGGUAGGAGACGGGUAUGGGGUUAGAUCUAGGGCUAGGAGUCACAUGAAAAUGUACGGUGGUUUCAAGCCUGAGUUCGAUUCAGAUCACGAUUCAGGAAGUGGGUUUGGAUUGAAAAGGAAAUUCAACGGGAAUUCAAAGGUUACUGCUGCUGAUUUCGAUGGCCAUUCGGAUAAUGAGAUUGUGUUAGUACCCAAGGCUAGGCUUAAGCCUCACGGGAAGCCUUCCUCAGGCGAAUUCAGCCACGGCGGUGGUGGGUUUCCGUUGAAGUCGUUUGGUGAUCGGAAUUUCGCUUCUCAUGGGUUUAAUAAACACAAGAGUUUCGGUAAACCUGAAGCCAAUUUCUCUCCGGAGCUGGAUUAUGACGAUGAGUUUGAUGAUGAGAGGGAUGGAUUCAACACGAGAAUGCAAAACUCUAGGAGCUCUUCGCGAGUCAACGGUUAUAGCAGAAAGGAUGGGAGCUAUCCUAGAAACACUAGCAAUGGGUAUGGAUCGUCUUCUAGGUUCAAGCAUGGGCAGAUGAAUGCAGCAGAUGUCGAGUCUGACCCGAUUGAUGAAGUUGUUUCUUCGGUGAAGAUGUUGACAGAGAUGUUUGUGAGGGUGGAGAAUUCGAAGAUGGAGAUGAUGAGGGAGAUGGAGAAGACGAGGAUGGAGAUGGAGCUGAAGCAUUGCCAGAUGAUGCUUGAGUCGCAGCAGCAGAUCAUAGGCGCGUUUGCUGAUGCAUUGAGCGAGAAAAAGAGCACAAACGCAAGGAAGCCGGUUUCGUAGUAACGCGAACGAACGGUUCAUUAGUAUGGAUUCAUAUUAUGGUAUAAUGGUCAAAUAGCUUUUGAAUGUAGUAUGAAGUGUCCUCUUCCAGUUACUAGGAACAGCGACGGCAGUGAAAUUUUUAUGGUAAUGACACUUUGAGGUUUUAAUUAUUGGCAUUUUUGAUAAUUUGGUAAGAAAAAAUUUGUGUUUGAUUGUAGGAUAACACAAACUCGUGUUUGCACUGAUUAUUUUCUUUGUUAAAACAGGGAAGUAA
This is a messenger RNA of Eutrema salsugineum, 1720 nucleotides long. Its product is annotated as trihelix transcription factor ASIL2. Gene Ontology annotation, cellular component: nucleus. The transcript has a single exon. The coding region runs from base 181 to 1464 and encodes 427 amino acids. Gene Ontology annotation, molecular function: transcription cis-regulatory region binding. Lineage: Eukaryota; Viridiplantae; Streptophyta; Magnoliopsida; Brassicales; Brassicaceae. The record is from RefSeq and is a predicted model, not a curated record.